AUGGCACCAGCUGGAGGCCCGGGGGCCAAGAGAGGUAUUUUGGAACGUCUGGACAGUGGGGAAGUUGUGAUUGGAGAUGGCAGCUUUCUCAUAACUCUGGAGAAGAGAGGCUACGUGAAGGCUGGACUCUGGACUCCGGAAGCAGUGGUAGAACAUCCAAGUGCAGUUCGUCAGCUUCACACGGAAUUCUUGAGAGCAGGAUCAAAUGUCAUGCAGACUUUCACCUUUUCUGCCAGUGAGGACAAUAUGGAAAGCAAGUGGGAAGAUGUAAAUGCUGCUGCCUGUGACCUCGCCAGAGAAGUGGCUGGCAAAGGCGAUGCUUUGGUGGCAGGGGGGAUCUGUCAGACAUCAGUGUACAAACACCACAAGGAUGAAGCUAGAAUUAAAAAAAUUUUUCGACUACAGCUAGAGGUUUUUGCCAGGAAAAAUGUGGACUUCUUGAUUGCAGAGUAUUUUGAGCAUGUUGAAGAAGCUGUGUGGGCUGUGGAAGUCCUAAAAGCAGCGGGUAAACCUGUGGCAGUCACCAUGUGCAUAGGGCCAGAGGGAGACAUGCGUGAUGUAACGCCCGGAGAAUGUGCUGUGCGGCUGGUGAGGGCAGGGGCUUCCAUCGUUGGGGUGAACUGCCGAUUUGGGCCCACGAUCAGCCUGCAGACGAUAAAGCUCAUGCAGGAGGGCCUUGGGGCUGCGGGGCUGAAAGCACACCUCAUGGUGCAGCCCCUGGGGUUCCACACCCCCGACUGUGGCAAAGGAGGGUUUGUGGACCUCCCAGAAUAUCCCUUUGGACUGGAGCCCAGAGUUACCACCAGAUGGGAUAUUCAGAAGUAUGCCAGAGAAGCCUACAACCUAGGGGUCAGGUACAUUGGUGGGUGCUGUGGAUUUGAGCCCUACCACAUCAGGGCCAUUGCAGAGGAGCUGGCCCCAGAAAGGGGCUUUUUGCCACCAGCUUCAGAAAAACAUGGCAGCUGGGGAAGUGGUUUGGACAUGCACACCAAACCGUGGAUUAGAGCAAGGGCUAGAAGGGAGUAUUGGGAGAAUCUGCUGCCAGCUUCAGGAAGACCUUUCUGUCCUUCACUAUCAAAGCCAGACGUCUAA
Cynocephalus volans (Philippine flying lemur) is the source of this 1092-nucleotide messenger RNA. It is a transcript of the gene BHMT2, whose product is annotated as betaine--homocysteine S-methyltransferase 2. NCBI's taxonomy places the organism in Eukaryota, Metazoa, Chordata, Mammalia, Dermoptera, Cynocephalidae. Gene Ontology annotation, molecular function: S-methylmethionine-homocysteine S-methyltransferase activity; zinc ion binding. The record is from RefSeq and is a predicted model, not a curated record. Bases 1 to 1092 code for a protein of 363 amino acids. Gene Ontology annotation, biological process: L-methionine salvage. The transcript has 8 exons. Gene Ontology annotation, cellular component: cytosol.